Messenger RNA from Acanthamoeba castellanii str. Neff, 717 nucleotides. RefSeq lists its product as uncharacterized. Gene Ontology annotation, cellular component: Golgi apparatus. NCBI's taxonomy places the organism in Eukaryota, Discosea, Longamoebia, Acanthamoebidae. The coding region runs from base 1 to 717 and encodes 238 amino acids. The transcript is spliced from 2 exons. The record is from RefSeq and is a predicted model, not a curated record. Gene Ontology annotation, biological process: protein O-linked glycosylation via mannose.
AUGCCUCACACCUCUCUAGUAUUUGCCAACCCCUACGAGGCCUACCCGCCCAACGACCUCAUCUACCCGAACCAACGGAUCAGCGCCUCCCACCCUCGCCUGCGCUACCUCAUCUACCGCUGGGUCCGCCUGGCCGACACCCUCGAGUGGCGCUACGUGGCCGUCGCCGGCACCCUGCUGGCCGCUCUGCGCAACGGGCGCAUCAUCCCGUGGGACUCCGACCUCGACAUCGCCAUCGACCGCGAGACGGGCGAGAUGAUACGAGACCUCGCGGCGGGACACCCUCAGGCCACCAGUAGUGGGCAGCUGUGGUCCUCCAUCGACGGCAUCUCGAUCGAGUGGAACACGGCGGUGGCCCGCCAUCAGCCCUGGCACGACGGCGAGGUCCGCCUGAUCGUCAACGAGCACCGGGCCAUGGACCUCCCCGGCGAUGGUCUUCGCUACAACCGCACCGGUGAUGUCGUGCCCUCGCAGGAGGACUCUGUCUCAUUCGUGGGUCCGUUCGCCCGGCUGGUCGCCUACAUCGACGGUCACACCGCGCACAUGGACGUGUACGGCACCGAUGCGACAGAGGUGGGGCCGCAGCGGGCAAGUUUCCCCCGGAAGAUCGUGCCAUGCCCUCUUGAGGGACAGGUGAUGUGGUGCCCGUCGGCGGCGGACUACGAACCGAUGCUGCAGCACACCUACGGGAAGGACUACAUGACACCGAGCCAGUAA